Solanum stenotomum is the source of this 1405-nucleotide messenger RNA. RefSeq lists its product as uncharacterized. The record is from RefSeq and is a predicted model, not a curated record. NCBI's taxonomy places the organism in Eukaryota, Viridiplantae, Streptophyta, Magnoliopsida, Solanales, Solanaceae. The transcript is spliced from 3 exons. Bases 750 to 1283 code for a protein of 177 amino acids.
AUAUUCUUGAUCAGGUUGCUGAUUUAGAUGGGUUGCCAUUAACAAAGGAUCCAUAGAAGAAGAUUAAAAUAUCACACAAGAAAAGGGGUGAUAACUGGAAUAAGAAGAGUAUAUUCUUUGAUCUUCCAUAUUGGAAAACCUUAUUGUUGCGACAUAAUCUUGAUGUGAUGCACAUUGAAAAUAAUAUAUGUGACAGUAUUUUGGGGACAAUCUUAGAUGUCAAAGGGAAAACAAAAGACACCUUGAGUACUCGGUUGGAUUUACAACAAAUGAAAAUACGAAAAGAAAUGCAUCCAAUACAAAAUGGAGAUAAAUAUGAGUUGCCAGCAACACCUUACACAUUAUCUGAUGAAGAUAGGCAAAAGUUUUUCAAAUUUUUGAGGAAUUUAAAGGUCCCAAAUGGAUUUUCCUCAAAUAUUUCUCAAUGUGUCAACCUUAAGGAUAAAAAAAUUUCAGGAUUAAAAAGUCAUGAUUGUCAUAUAAUUCUACAACAUUUACUCCCUCUUGCCAUGCGUGGUAUGCUUUGUAAAUCCGUGUCUGAACCACUUAUUGAGUUGUCUAUUUUUUUCAAAGUGCUUGGAGAAAAAUGUUUGAGCGUAGAGGAGUUGGAACAAAUAGAAGCUCAAAUACCAAUAACAUUGUGUAAGUUAGAAAAGGUGUUCCCUCCUACAUUUUUUGAUGUCAUGGUGCACUUGUCUGUUCAUCUACUUGAUGAAGCUAAGAUUACCGGACCAAUUCAAUAUCGAUAGAUGUAUCCAAUAGAGAGAUACCUACACUUUUUGAAGUGUUUUAUUGGUAAUAUGGCUCACCCUGAAGGUUCGAUUGUAGAGGGAUAUUUAGUAGUUGAAUGUAUGACUUUAUGUUCAAGGUAUUUGAAUACAAUAAAGACAAAGUUUAAUUGUCCGGAAAGAAAUUAUGAUGGUGAUGUAAUUGAAUCUGAGGGUGGUUUGACAAUAUUUUGUGAACCUGGAAAAAGUUUAAAGGGUAGCACACCAGACAAACUUUAUUCAAACGAUAUGGAGGACGCACAUUUUUAUAUUUUGAAGAACUGUGUUGAAAUUCAACCAUUUCUCGAAGAAUUUUCACAAAUUUAUAGUGAGACCUCUCAACAAAGUUCCGAUGUGGAGUGGAAUAGAAAAUUCAUUAGUUGGUUACAAAAAAAGGAUUAUACAAACAUGAUGAUAGUAAGAGAAUGGAAGAUUUGCUAUCUUUAUCACGUGGCCCUAUGCCAUAUGUCACAAGAUUCAAAGGCCAUAUUGUUAAUGGAUAUAGGUUUCAUGUGAAAGCGUAUGAUCAAUAUUUGAAAACUCAAAAUUGUGGAGUGGUUGUAGUAGGUGAGACCGGUGAAGAACAAAACCAUAUGAAUUACUAUGGCGAGUUAACCGAGGUUCUUGAAUUACAAUUU